AUGUCGAAAUCGUCGUCAACGGAAAUUACGGUUGACAAAUGGAACGGUUCGGCUGUAAAAAACGCUCUUGAUGAUGCUGCGAAAGAGGUAUUAUCACAACAAUUCGAAUUGGUCGAAAACCACUCACUUUUUGACGGACGGUUAAUUCUGUGUACGCUCUCGGUACUUAUCGCCGGUUUUGGGGUCUUGUGGGACUACUUACACCCACAUCCAGAGUCUAGAAUGGUAUUGAUUAUCUGCGUUGGUGCGUAUUUCGUGUUAUCAGGUAUCAUUACAUGUUAUGUAAUGUUCGUGGAGAAAAAUAUAUUUUACGUGGGUAAAAAAGUUGAUCCCACCGGUUUGGACCCACCAGAUGUUUGGAAGUUAUCGUCGCAAGUGCGGAGGUAUAAUUUGACUCUGGUAAUAACCGAUGGCACAAGUGGAAAAACAAAGACGGCGGUUAUGAAUCGUCGGUUUGAUGAAUUUUUCGAUGUAAAAGGAAAGCUGCGCAUUGACCUCUACAGCCCCGCUGUGCUUAGACUGAGUUCCGAUAUUCUGGAUAAGAAGAAAUGA
Echinostoma caproni is the source of this 552-nucleotide messenger RNA. Lineage: Eukaryota; Metazoa; Platyhelminthes; Trematoda; Plagiorchiida; Echinostomatidae. The record is from the annotation of a GenBank genome assembly.